CAGAUCGUCGGAAGAAAUUGAAAUAAAAAUGUCAAUCGCCAAUCGUUUUGGCUUUGAUUUCUAUCUGCCGGAUGGCAGUUUGUGCUCUCCCAAGGAUGACUUGUACUUUCGCCGUAGCGCCGAAUGGGUGCCCUUGGAGAAAGCCGGGGUCGGACGGUCGUUUGCCAACACAAAUGGUGUUAUUUAUCCUCGCGUGAUUGGUAUGCUCCCACGCUAUGGGGGCCAUGUACCUGGUGAGAUUUUCGAUGUGGGCCGCACCUACGGACGUUCGACAAUUGAUGCCAAACGCUGGCUGGCCUUGCACCGAGACUAGUCUAUAAACAUGGUUAUAAAAUAUUUAAAUUUCGCGCACUGAUUACGCCAGUGUUACCCCAUUAAUCAAAUGGUUGGCCAAGUAUCAAACAAGUAUUAAAAUUUAUUGUUAUAUCUAGUCUAAAAACCAAUCGUUGCAAUGCACAUAAUGUAAUUAAAUAUAGUCCGUAUUCUUCUUAA
Molecule: messenger RNA, 492 nt
Organism: Scaptodrosophila lebanonensis
Lineage: Eukaryota; Metazoa; Arthropoda; Insecta; Diptera; Drosophilidae
Product: UPF0605 protein GA14893
Exons: 2
Coding region: 29-313 (94 amino acids)
Source: RefSeq, a predicted model, not a curated record